Molecule: messenger RNA, 4807 nt
Organism: Carassius gibelio (silver crucian carp)
Lineage: Eukaryota; Metazoa; Chordata; Actinopteri; Cypriniformes; Cyprinidae
Product: polycomb protein SCMH1-like
Exons: 15
Coding region: 109-2265 (718 amino acids)
Biological process (GO): regulation of DNA-templated transcription
Cellular component (GO): nucleus
Molecular function (GO): protein binding
Source: RefSeq, a predicted model, not a curated record
AGUUCUGACCCAAACAUGGCGACGGAGAGCUGCGAAAAGUGCUGAAUUCUGUCUACAUUUCGACAAAAUCGCGAAGAUCGACUGCUCGGGACGUUCAUACAGCAGCCGAUGCUAAACAUGGUCCGAACCGCACUGAAAGAUCACAAAGACAGUAAGAAGGAUAAAGUGAGCCGGAGCAUGUCUCUCACAGGUCCUGGACCAGUCAAAGUGACGGAGUCGUUCUCAUGGGAGGAGUAUUUGAAAGAGACCUCGUCUGAUCCCGCUCCUCCCGGCUGCUUCAGACAGUCUCGGAUUCCUCCCUCCAACGAGUUCAAGGUGGGGAUGAAGCUGGAGGCCCGGGACCCUCGUAACUCCACCUCCACCUGCAUCGCCACGGUGAUGGGCUUGAUGGGCGCGAGGCUCCGCCUCCGUCUGGACGGCAGCGACAGCACCAACGACUUCUGGCGAUUGGUCGACUCCGCCGACAUCCAGCCAAUCGGAACCUGCGAGAAGAACGGAGACAUGCUGCAGCCGCCGCUGGGAUUCAGGAUGAACGCCUCGUCGUGGCCCAUGUUUCUCCUGAGGACCCUUAAUGGAGCAGAAAUAGCACCUGCCACGGCAUUUAAAAAGGAGCCGCUGCGGCCGCCUCAGAACGGCUUCAAGCCCGGCAUGAAGCUGGAGGCCGUGGACAAGAAGAACCCGUACCUGAUCUGUCCGGCCACCAUCGGCAAGGUGAAGGGGGAAGAGGUGUUCGUGAUGUUCGACGGCUGGAGGGGGGCGUUCGAUUACUGGUGCCACUAUGACUCCAGGGACAUCUUCCCCGUGGGCUGGUGCUCGGUCACCAAACACAGCCUGCAGCCGCCCGGAAACAGCAUCGGCGUUUCAAAACCGGGUCCUACACCUUCCUCGUCCUCUUCCUCUAACCCUAAACCGCCCCGGCGCUCCAUGCCGUCUCCUUACCGCCUGCCGACUCCUCUUCCUCAACUCCCUGUGCGGAAGGGCAUCAGGGGACGGCGGCCAAAAAGCGAGACCCUCGCGCUGUUGAAAGCCCUGGCUGUUUCCACUGCAGCCCAGGAACUAGAAGAUCAAGGAGAAGCCAUGCCCCAAACCACGCCCAUUUCCCAGCAUCCCCUGCGUCCAUACAAGAAGAGGGGACCUAAACCGGGCCACAAGAGGAAGCCCAGACUCCUCCAGAGUGCCAUGUCUAUAGCAACUAGCUCAGACUCCAGGGUCCCCAUGACUCAGAUGCCCAGCGAGGGUCUCUCUCCUUUGGGAUCCCCCUCAUCUGUGGUGUCUACUGUGUGCGUAUAUGUGAACAAACACGGGAACUGUGGCCCACAUCUGGACCGUAAACAGGUUCAGAGACUGCCGGAUCACUUCGGGCCGGAGGCAGUGAAUCUGGUUCUGCAGCAGACGGUUCAGGCCUGUCUGGACUGUGCGUACCAGCCCAAAGUGCUUCUGGGGUGCCUGCAGAGCCAAGGCGGCGGAGGAGAGGUGGUCAGAGUCCGAACAGAUGGUGGGAAGCGGCUGUUGAAGCUGCCGUCAGCGUCGAGCGCCGGGUUUGUGUUGCGCUUCCUGGAGCGAGUGUGUCGACACCUUCAGUGUGAUAAUCUGUUCAGCAGUCAACCGUUCAGUCCACACAACACCUACGACCGCGCUAAAUCAGUUAAAGAGGAGAUGUUGUCAGACGGUCCGUCUCUGAGCAGAGGUGUGAAGCGGAUCUCCAGAGACUCUCCGCCGUACUGCGCUCCUCUCUCCCCGAAGCUCCUGCACACUGACACACACCCAUCAGAAGCGGAGACUCUUCCUCCAGAGCAGAAUGGAUUACUGAAGGAGCAGCGCUUCAUGGACUCCGCCUCUAAUUCCAUGACGCCCCGCCCACAGACCUUGAGAAGCACCUCAGAGUACCAAUCACCACCCAGCAGCCCGUAUUACCACGGCAACGGCCCGCCUCUACGCAGACAGGCCUCCAACCCCGUCACACAGACACACAGACGAGUGGAGGCCGCCAGCUCCACCACGGGUCCUGAGACACCGGCCGACCUUCCCAGAAUCCCCGGCAGGAGCCCGUCUUCCUGGUCCAUAGAGGAAGUGAUGCAGUUUGUGCGGGACGCAGACCCAACAGCGCUGGCUCCACACGCAGAGCUCUUCAGAAAACACGAGAUCGACGGGAAAGCUCUGAUGUUACUGAGGAGCGACAUGGUGAUGAAGUACAUGGGUCUGAAGCUGGGACCGGCGCUCAAACUCUGCCACCACAUCGAGAGACUCAAGCAGAGCAAGCAGUGAAGCAGCACACGGACAGAACACACUGAUGGGAAACAUUAACACACACACCUGCAGCCAGAGCACACUGUGAGGAACUGAACAUUAGUGCCGUUCUCUGGGAACGACCGGUGCGUUGGGGAUGCCAUCUCGUCUCCCCAAAGACUCAGACGCUUCACGGGCCGAUCAGCUCACCGAUAGUGCUGGUGUUUGAGUCUGGCGUUGGCUAUUUAUCGCUCUACCUCCCUGUGACGUCAUACAGCUGUUUCUGGAAUCACUUACAGCCACAUGAAAACGUUUCAUUUGUGUAUUUUAGUUCCAACAAAACACGUCAUGUUUCGUAACCCUAAAGGAAAAGUUCGGCCAGUCGUCAUUAUUUACAGUCCAAACCCGUGCUACUUUGUGUUUUUCCGUCGAACACAAAAAGAGACGUUUUGUAGAAUGUUCACGCUGCUCGUUUUCAUGCAGUUCUGCUACAUGGGCGGAAUCAUUUUUGACCAGACAGAUGCUUUAAACGUUUUGUUUCUUUUCGUUUGGUUGGAGAUUUAAGUGUGUUCAGAGGUAAAAAAUUACUUUAAUGUAUGGAAGAUUACGUCAAAAUAAUAUUAAUAGCAUAGUUUGGAACAAAUAGAUUUAAGUAAAUCGCAUCAGAACGAUAAAAAAAAAUGUAGGCCUAAAAAUGACAUUUAUGUUUUUGAAUUGUACAUCGAAUUUCCAUCGUUCUGGAUUACACAGUUUUAAUUUUAAUAUAAUAAUAAACUUAAUGCAAUUUAUAUUUGUCAAGUCAUGCAUGAAUUAAAAAAACGGGACAGAUUUUUGCCGUCAAAAUCAUGCCAUGGUUAUAUUUGAAUAUUUGAAUAUUUUCAAAAUCCAUUUAUUCAAACCGCUUAGAAUCAGCGUAAACUGAUAAUUGUGAAAACAGUUACAUUUAUUCAGUUUAAAAGUAUAAACAAAGUUAAAUGUGACGAGUGGAACAAGCAAUACUUGAUUAGUUAAAAUGUAUGAGAUCAAAAUUAUAUACAUAUAUAUGUGACCCUGGAGCACAAAAUACAUUUUUCCAUUUUUUUUCUGGAAUUUGAGGGUGCAAAAAAAUCUAAAUAUUGAGAAAAUCAUCUUUAAAGUUGUCAAAAGAAGUUCUUAGCAAUGCAUAUUACCAAUCAAAAAUUAAGUUUUGAUAUAUUUACAGUAGGAAAUAUACAAAAUAUCUUCAUGGAACAUGAUCUUUACUUAAUACACUAAUGAUUUUUGGUAUAAAAGAAAAAUCUAUGAUUUUGACCCAUACAAUGUUUUUUUGGCUAUUGCUAUAAAUAUACCCCAGCGACUUAAGACUGUGCUCCAGGGUCACAUUAGUUAUUAAUUAGUGCUAUUAAAUAAAUCUGACCCAUUUUAUUUAUGUACUGUAUGACUGACACAUAUGCAUCACAUUGUUUAUUAAUGUUAAAACUGUGAAAUCUAAUCUUUUACAUGCAAUUUAAAUACAUAAAUCUUACAUGUAGGCCUUUUUAGUAAUGAAAUACUGUGAGAGAAACGCGCUUCUGCUUUUAAAAAACCUCAAUAUCAAAAGUUUUAUCAUGUCGUGUAUCUACUCUAGUUUUCAGUACACUGUGUUUUUCCUAUAUCGCUAUGUAUUUUCUCUUUCGACUCUGGAGUUUAGUCUGGAGUGUGUAUGUCCCAGAGCGUUGUUUUGAGGAGAUAAUGCUUUCGAGAUAACGCUGUUUGAGUUGGCCUCGGGUUUGUUACAGAAACUCGUCGAGCUCUUAUCUGGGGAAUGUUUGAAUUGACUUGUGUUACGAAGUCACUGAACAGUAUUCAAGAGACCGAAACGCAGCUUUCGAUGAGGAAAUGAACGAGAGAAUGGGAAAGUCGUCAAAACUGGUUCAUUUCAACGAAGCGUCGCUGUAGACGGUUCAUUAGAAAUAUCACUAAAGUAGUAGGAAUGUGACGUGAGUAACUCCGGCUUUAUCUCGAAGUUUCUGUUGAUAUUUGAUCAUUUUCAUUGAUAGAUCAGACGUCAGUGGCGUAUUAUGUAUGGGUUUAACCAUAAAACUCAGCAACAGGAAUGUACAAUUUUGUAGAGAAGAAAUAUUUUAAGCUAAACACGUUGUGUACGGAGGUGGGAAUACGUUACGUUACGUCACGAGGGGCUGUUUAUCUCGGAUUCGUUGUUUAAUAUACCUUGUACUGCCUUCCAGCGCUUUUUAACGGGAGGAUACGUCCAUUUUAAAUAGCUAUGUUCAAAUUGCCUUGCUUUACUUUGAGACUUCUCAGGUUUUUUCCCCAUCUUUUGUAGCGUAGCAUUUCAAGUUAGACGUGAAUGUGAUCGUUUAGACUCCUUUUUGUAAAAAAAUAAUAAACAAAACAAAAAAAUCACAUGUAUUCGUAAUGUUGUGCCAUAUAGAUUCAUCGAUGAUUGAAUAUCAACACCUGUUAUGAAAAAAAAACACCCACACGUGCUUCGAUCUUGAUACCAGAGACGUUUUUAAUCAUGAACUUUUUAAAGCUAAUGCAUUUCGUCACGUACACAUUUUCAACGAUACAAAUAAUAAAUAAAUAAUUUAAAACAUCA